Messenger RNA from Camelina sativa (false flax), 801 nucleotides. RefSeq lists its product as uncharacterized. The record is from RefSeq and is a predicted model, not a curated record. NCBI's taxonomy places the organism in Eukaryota, Viridiplantae, Streptophyta, Magnoliopsida, Brassicales, Brassicaceae.
ACCUCUUGGCGCUUUAACCACUAUUUCUGCAUGGCUAUAAAAAAAGAAUCUCUAGUAACCCCAAAAAUCAGAAUUCAUCUUUUGGCAACAACAACAAAAAAAAAACUCUCUUCGUCAACGAUCCAAACGCGUUCACUCACGUCGGGGAAAUUUUUAAAAUAUCUCCUUCGUAACAAAAGACCAAGAAGAUACUGUCGUGAUGGCUGCCGGAUCCAUGGACGGAAUAUUCCGCAACAUCUUCGAAGGUUGCAUCUCUAGCUGCAACUCGUCCAUCCAGCGACGUCCAUACCACAAGAAUUGCGGCUGCGCGCUUCACGGUGGAGGUUCAUCGACCCCUUGUCGUCACGGAAGGUCUGAGAUCGUUGUGUUCCCAAUCCAACGUUCUUGGAGUGAAGGAAACAGUUUGGCUCUGCAUCUCGCCCCAUCUUCUUCUUCCUCUAACCUCCAGUCGCUUUCGUCCUCUUCCUCUAUUUCUACCCUCGCAUCGUUCUCUUCGACCGUGUCUGAUAUUGAUUCUCCCAUUUAAGGGAAUAUAUAAACUAAUAGUUCCUUCCCAUUCAUUUGAUUGUGUCGUUUUUGUUUGAUUGUUUCGAAGAGAGUCACAAAUGAUGUUUGAUGUGUGAUUAGAGAGGUUUCAUGGAUUUCAUUGGAUAUCGAAGGAACCUAAUUCAAAUGUUGUAAUGGUCAAAUAUAGGGAGGCUUUGCAAUAACAUUUGUACAUAAAUCACGUUUUCGGAUGUAAUUUUAGUUUAAUUUUUGUUGUAUAUAUAUUGAUUGAUAUUCAAGCUUUUUUUUGUUCUA